Molecule: messenger RNA, 326 nt
Organism: Heterotrigona itama
Lineage: Eukaryota; Metazoa; Arthropoda; Insecta; Hymenoptera; Apidae
Source: the annotation of a GenBank genome assembly
AUGGAUUUGAUAAUGAGCUCGUGGUCGAUAAUCGCGGCUGUGUUAGCCGUGCUAGCGGUGGUCUACUACCGAGCCACUCGUAACUUCGCUUUCUUCAAGAAACACGGUAUUCCGUACGCCAAACCGAUUCCGUUUUUAGGAAGCAUGUGGGAGAUGUUCUUUCAACGAAUUUCGUUCGCCGAUCUCGCAGAAAAAUUGUACAAUUUGGAUUCCGAUUCAAAGUACGUUGGUGUGUUCGAGUUCGAAACGCCCAUGCUCGUGAUUCGAGACCUCGACCUGAUCAAGUCCAUCACAGUGAAGAAUUUCGACCAUUUUCCAAAUCAUAG